UCAUUUAUUUAUUGUUCGCUUUCACUGCCUUUAGUCUGUAUCUACCUUUUCUGUUGAGUAAAACAUUUUGCAGCAUUUUACUGUGAGACCUUUGCAGAGCUACACUGUCCAAAUCAUCUUGAGGAAAUAUAAUGGCUACUUCUACAUUGCUGGACAAACCAUGGAGGGAACUACGAUGGGGAGAGAAGGAGAAGGAACUUCAGUAUGUGAAGGAGUACAAACCUGAAAUUGAAGACGUUAAGCAUCUUCGAGUCCUCAUGUUUGGACAUGUUGGAGCCGGAAAAUCCAGUUUCAUCAACUCCGUCAGUAACGUCCUCCGAGGCCGAAUGUCCAUUCCUGCUUUGACCAGUGCGACCACCUCCGACAGAAGCUUCACCAUAAAAUAUGAAACUUAUAAAAUCCAAGUAGGACGAGGAACUUCAAAGACAUUUCUUCCUCUGGUUUUCAACGACGUCAUGGGUCUGGAAGACGGGAACAACCGUGGGAUUCAUGCUAGCGACAUCACAUUGGCUAUGAAAGGACACGUAAAGGAGGGUCACAAGUUUAACCCAGUAGGCCCACUGACUAAAGACGAUUAUGGUUACAACCCAAAUCCCUCACUUAAUGACAAGGUUCAUGUCCUGGUCUGUGUGAUGUCUGCCAACGCUCCAGAGAUUAAUGCUUCAGUUCUGCAGAAGAUGAAGGAGGUCAGAGAAACAGCCAGUAAACUGGACAUUCCUCAGAUGGCCAUGAUGACCCACAUCGAUGCUGCCUGCGGGGAAAUAGAGAAAGACGUGAAGAAUGUUUACAGAAGCAAACACUUGCAAAAAAAGAUGAAAGACUUCAGUGCAGCAGUGGGAAUCCCUAUGAACUGCAUCUUCCCAGUGAAGAACUACAGCGAAGAAAUCAACAUGAAAAACGAUGUUGAUAUCCUGAUCUUGAGUGCCCUGAGGAAAAUGGUCGACUUUGGAGACGACUUCAUUGAGAAACAUUUAAAUUGAUAUUAACAGUUUAAGAAGAGGGCUUGCGGGGCAUUAAAGUUUAAAAAAGAAAAUGGUAUGCUGGAAACUAUUUCUUGAAUAAUUAAUAUUCAGAAUAACUUGUAUUUACCUGGAUGUGGUGUUUGUACUGCUUGAUCAUAUUAUGCAAAACUUUAGUCUGGAAUAUAAAUAUUAUUGGAAGUACUUGUUUUACAAAAGGAAAUUCUUUGAAGUUUUCUCUGGACAGCAUCGACAUUGAAACAGAGGAGACAUUAACUCAGAGCUAUUUGUAUGUGUUGGCUAAACAAUGACUAAAUAAAGUUGUUGCACAUUGA
Molecule: messenger RNA, 1294 nt
Organism: Xiphophorus hellerii (green swordtail)
Lineage: Eukaryota; Metazoa; Chordata; Actinopteri; Cyprinodontiformes; Poeciliidae
Product: interferon-induced protein 44-like
Exons: 8
Coding region: 132-980 (282 amino acids)
Biological process (GO): immune response
Source: RefSeq, a predicted model, not a curated record